GGAGGCAUGAGUCAUCUCAUCCUAGAAUAGAUGUUUAAAAGAAGUCAGAAGAAUCAUGAACUAGAAGUGCCUCAUUCUCUCCACUGGCUAUGAAGGGAUGCUAAAACAAUAGCAGCUCUUGUUAAUGCAGCACGCGAAUCUAGUGCUGCUCAGAUAAAUCAGCUGCAGUCUGCAUUGAAGAGCAUUGCUUAUGAAAUUGAAUUGCUGGAUGAGAAGCAAACCCUUUGUGAAAGACAGAAUGCUGCACUGUGUGAGGAACAAGAAUACUUGCAGACACAGCAUAAAAGAAGAGUAGACUUGCUGAAUGAAAGGAUGGCAACAAAAAUUAACACAAAUGUUCUGUUAAUUGAGACUUACAAUAAAACAAGGGAGACAGAAAGAGAAAUAAUCAGGGCAAAGGCAGCGUUACAGGAAUUAAAAGAAAAAAUAGGUGAAAAAAUCAGUAAACUUGAGAAAGAGAAUGAAGAAUGUGAUGAAAAGAACAGGGAAAUGAAAAACAUGCUUGAUAUUCAGGAGGCAAAAACUUCAGCAAAAAAGGAUGAAUUUGAAAAAUUGAAUAUAAAAUUAAUGGACCUACAACACUUGAUAAGUCUGACUUCAACAGCUAUAUGUAACGAGAGAAAUCUCAUAGCAAAUCUGAAAAAAGAGAGUGAGCAUUUGGAAGAAAAAAUUGAAUUUAAAAAGAGAGACAUGCUGGGAGUCUUGGAAAAGAAAAAUCAGCUUGAUUCUGAAUUACUGCUUUUACAAUCAAAAAUUGCACAAGAAAAAGAAGAUUUUGAUAAGGAACUUGAAAAGGCUAAGGAGUAUCUACAGAAUGCUGAAUGCCUGAAUAAAAAACUUAAAUCGGAAAAUAAAGCUGCGCGCCAAAAGUUUGAACAAGCACUGAAAGAAGAAAAACACUGGGCUAGAAAAAGGGACGAGAUGGAGGCAAAAUCGAAGCAAUUAUCCACUUUGUUGAAUGAAAAGCUUGAAUUUCUGGCAAAUCUUGUGGUGGAAAAGAAGAACCUAGAGAUGGAAAUCAAAAGUCUUGAAGACAGCCUGCUAAUAUCAAAGGAGAUAUAUGCAAAAGAACUGGCAUCUCUAGAGCAAAAAUUGAAGACAGAAAAAAAGAUGAGAGUAAUGCUUCAGUGGAAGCUACUGUACUUAAAAAAGCAGAGAAAACUCUUUUUCUCAGAGGAGGAGAACAUAAGCAGAGAAGCGAGUGAAAGGAUAGAGGCUCUUAGAAAAAGGCAUGCUGAACUACUUCUGAAGACUGAAGACCUUGAGAAAGAAAUUCUUCAGUCUGAAAACCGAAUCAAAGCACUGAGUGAAGAAGCAAAUAAGAGGGAAAAUGAUUACAGGAAUUAUAAUGAAGAUUUCAUUAACAAAAUGAAAUGUCUGGAGAAUGACAUCAAAACUGCAACUGAAAAUCUGCUUAAAAAAGAACAAGAAUUAAACGUAAGCAGGCUAACCUUGGAAGAAACCCAGAAAGAAAAAGAAGAGAAGUAUACAAAAUAUGAAGAACUGAAUAAAUUGUUUUCAGAAAAGAAAGAUGAAGAGGUAAGAAUCAAAAGAGCCAUUCAGCAGUCAAUCAAGACUACUAGGAAGCUCAAGGAGGACAUGCUGGAGCUAAGAAAUAAGCUGCGGAUCACACGUGAUGCUGCAGUUAGUCAGCUGAAGAAUCACACAGAGAGUAUGAAGUUGCUGGAAAGAGACAUCUAUGAGAUCAAUAGAAAACUUGACAUUGUGAACACGGAGAACUGCAGAUUCAAAUUAUACAAUCUGCAGAUGAAAGAAGAUAUUUUUGCAAUGAAUUCUGAAGCAGAAAACCACAAGUCAGCAACAGUCAAAAUUCUGAAUGACCUAGCAGUGCUUCGUGAUCUUCUUCUGAAGGCAUGGUCAGAAGACAGCUCUAUUCAAAAGGAAUUUCUGGAGAACGAGCAGGAAAUUCUGAAUGCAGUGACAGCCCUAGCAACGAAAAUUCAACAUCGAGAGGAGAAGAUUGGUGAUAUUAAUAGCAGGCUACAAAAUAACCUGGAAGGACUGGAUUCUCUGUUUGAAAAAAAAUCUAGAAUGGAUGAGCACUGUAAGAUACACCAAACUUUUUCCCCUAAUUUGUUUUCAGUCCCAGAGGAGUUCUGUUAAAUAUUUUAAUUCUUAGUAGCCUGUGACAAAAUACAAGUAAUACAGCUGUGUUAAAUCAGCUCACUCUGCUGUAGAUUCAGAUUUAGUGGAACAGUUAGUGCAUUUUUUUUUUGUUAGAAGAACUUGCCAUGCUUUAUCACACAGCCUGGAUAUUAACUUUAAUUUCCUCUUUCUAAAGGCUUGUGAUAACCACAGUGAGGGGGCUGUAAAAUUGUCUGAGCAUCACUGGUCUUUCCGGAAUUACAUGUUUGCUUUUCCACAAAGGAUAAAUAAAACUAACAAACUCGAACUCCUGCAGCUUGUUGUUGUGUGGUUACCACUGUAGGAAUACAUGGUUAAUUAAUGUUUGUGUUGUCUAGAAUUUUACCUGUGGGCAAUUUGUACUGCUGUUUCCAUUUAAAUGCAUGCCAUUCUAUACUGCAGUAUAGUAGAGGUGUGCGGUGGUGUUAUUACACUGGGGCCCUAGAUGCAUACACACCAAAUUGCUUGCUUCAGGUCCUCAUUUUAACUUGAAUCCUGUAGAUUUCUG
This is a messenger RNA of Anas platyrhynchos (mallard), 2653 nucleotides long. The record is from RefSeq and is a predicted model, not a curated record. Lineage: Eukaryota; Metazoa; Chordata; Aves; Anseriformes; Anatidae.